AUAAAAAUACAUAGCUUUUGGUGAUUAAAUACACACCAUUUCCAUAUAUCUUCUCCCUCACACCGUGUUCUCCCCCAAAACCUAGAGGGGGUUUUCAUCUUCUUUCAAGCAAAUACCUUAGAUUCUUCAUCACAGAUUCAACCAAGUCCAUUUCAGUGGACUUUUGAUGGACCAGUAUGAGAAGGUUGAGAAGAUUGGUGAAGGAACAUAUGGUGUAGUCUACAAGGCUCGUGACAAAGUCACCAAUGAAACUAUUGCUUUGAAGAAGAUUCGUCUGGAGCAAGAAGAUGAAGGAGUCCCUAGCACAGCUAUCAGAGAGAUUUCACUCUUGAAAGAAAUGCAACAUGGAAACAUUGUCAGGUUACAGGAUGUUGUGCACAGUGACAAAAGAUUGUAUCUGGUUUUUGAGUAUCUUGACCUUGAUUUGAAGAAACACAUGGAUUCUUGUCCAGAGUUUUCAAAGGAUCCUCGUCUUGUAAAAACGUUUUUGUAUCAAAUCCUACGUGGCAUUGCUUAUUGUCAUUCUCAUAGAGUUCUCCACAGAGACUUAAAGCCUCAAAACCUGUUGAUUGAUCGUCGUACCAAUGCUUUAAAGCUUGCAGACUUUGGAUUGGCCAGGGCUUUUGGUAUCCCUGUGAGGACAUUUACACAUGAGGUGGUGACACUGUGGUAUAGAGCACCAGAAAUCCUUCUUGGGUCCCGCCACUAUUCUACUCCUGUUGAUGUGUGGUCUGUGGGUUGUAUAUUUGCUGAGAUGGUGAAUCAGCGACCUCUCUUUCCUGGAGACUCUGAGAUUGAUGAACUGUUCAAGAUUUUCAGAAUCAUGGGAACCCCAACUGAAGAUACAUGGCCUGGUGUGACUUCUUUGCCUGACUUUAAGUCUGCCUUUCCAAAGUGGUCCUCAAAGGACCUGGCAACUGUGGUACCGAAUCUUGAAAAAACUGGUCUUGAUCUCCUACGUAAAAUGCUGUGUUUGGAUCCAAGCAGAAGAAUUACAGCGAGGACAGCACUGGAGCAUGAAUACUUCAAGGAUAUCGGGUUCGUGCCAUGAUUCACUUCACCAGGUUAAGGUCAUCUUCAUGUGCAAAACUUAAAAACCCUCAAUGAAUGGAUUAUUAUGUGAGAUAUGUGUGCUGUUUGUUUUUAGGUGAUUUUUUUUUGUUUUUUGUUUUUUUGUUUCUACCAUCUUAGGACACGGUGAUUUUUAAGGUUGUUUCUUGCAAAGCCAUUAUCGAAUUGGCUACCUCUUCAUCUGAAACUCUGUUUUCUAGUUUGAAAAAAAAAGUUUCAAAUUUCUUGUAACAAUUUUCUUGAUGGAGGACAUAUCAUCAUGUUUUAUUUCCUUUGAAUGGAGUUGUUUGGUGUGCAA
Molecule: messenger RNA, 1369 nt
Organism: Lactuca sativa (garden lettuce)
Lineage: Eukaryota; Viridiplantae; Streptophyta; Magnoliopsida; Asterales; Asteraceae
Product: cell division control protein 2 homolog A
Biological process (GO): G1/S transition of mitotic cell cycle; protein phosphorylation; signal transduction
Cellular component (GO): cyclin-dependent protein kinase holoenzyme complex; cytoplasm; nucleus
Molecular function (GO): cyclin binding; cyclin-dependent protein serine/threonine kinase activity; ATP binding
Source: RefSeq, a predicted model, not a curated record